Molecule: messenger RNA, 901 nt
Organism: Sphaerulina musiva SO2202
Lineage: Eukaryota; Fungi; Ascomycota; Dothideomycetes; Mycosphaerellales; Mycosphaerellaceae
Exons: 3
Coding region: 1-414 (137 amino acids)
Biological process (GO): regulation of transcription by RNA polymerase II
Cellular component (GO): mediator complex
Molecular function (GO): transcription coregulator activity
Source: RefSeq, a predicted model, not a curated record
AUGGCCACAACGACGCAGGAUGAGGUGGACAAGGAUCUCCGCGCCAUCAUUACCAACCUUUACAUCGUGCUUUGCCAAGCACACGACUAUCAAGGCUCGAAUACCAACCAGGCCAUGCAAGCCGAGAUCAUACUUUUGCUCCAGAAUUUGAAGAGUCUGAGCCAGAAGGCCCAGCUUCUGCCUACGCACUUGCCCGUAGAGAUCAUCAACUACGUCGAGAACUCGCGGAAUCCGGAUAUCUACACGCGCGAGUUCGUGGAGCUUGUGAUGCGCUACAAUCAGCAGCAGAAGGGGAGGAGUGAGGCUUACGGCCAAUAUCACGACAUUCUUGCCGAAACGAUCAUGACCGCCAUCCCAGACAUGGCAGCCGACAUCAAGUCGGUCGCUGCAGCAUCUGGUAGACCGAUCAGCUAAGACCCGAUCAAGCUGUCAUCAGAGGUAUCGGACACAAGGUUCUGAGCUUGAAUUGCUGGUGACUUCGUUCGUCGAAGCAACAUGCGCAGUCUGCCUUCGUUCUUACCACCGCACGGCCGAUCUACUCGAGGCUCUCGUCCUUCGAACUCCAGGCUCUCUGACAUCUCAAUAUGCCCGAGAUGGCUUCAGCCCUGUCUUUUCUAUCGCAAGGCAACGAGACCGCGUCCCCACCGGUUCUCACCUCACGAACGAGCAGAUCAAAUAAUUUAUUUACAUCUGGGAAAGAUGGAAGCACUACGGCCAUAAUUGAGAAUGGGGAUUUACUGGACCGCUGAUGAAAUGAGGUGAACACGCAAGUGAUUGGCUUUGCGACAGUACUGGUUAGCAUCCGUUGGAGGCAAUUGUUGCUGCCGUAUCGGCAUGAGGAGAACCAGAAAAGAAGAUGAGCCCUUCCCGCAGGAUAUAGUACCUAAGCAUGAAUCGCUGU